This is a messenger RNA of Ordospora pajunii, 1551 nucleotides long. Its product is annotated as TLC ATP/ADP transporter. Gene Ontology annotation, molecular function: ATP:ADP antiporter activity. Gene Ontology annotation, cellular component: membrane. The record is from RefSeq and is a predicted model, not a curated record. Bases 1 to 1551 code for a protein of 516 amino acids. Gene Ontology annotation, biological process: nucleotide transport. Lineage: Eukaryota; Fungi; Microsporidia; Ordosporidae. The transcript has a single exon.
AUGUCUGAAAAUACUAGCAACCUUACAGGCUUGCUGGGAGACGAACAAAUUGAAGGGAUGAUUCAGUCUGCGCAUCAAAAUAUACUGCCGGGCCUUAUAAGCCAGAAGCGAGAUUUGGCUGUGUGCAUUAUGUUUGGACUGCUGUUUGCAUUGCUUUCAUAUAUCGAUGUAUUUCUGCACAUCCUUGGAGACAUAGCUGUGAUGAAGACACAGAUCCCAAGCUCAAUAUUGUUCAUAAAGUCCGUAUUAGUUGUUCCGGCGUCUUUCUUCUUCAUUGAUGUUGUUCAAAGGAAACUAAAAAUACUUGGCUCGUCAAGAAUGCUUGAGAUUAUCCUUCUGUGUUCCUCUGCAUUUGUGCUGCUUUUUGGAACCGUAAUCUGGCCAAACAGCAAAGCUCUUCAAAUAGACUUCUUCUGGUCAAGAGACAUCUUCUCAGAGGGGAAGAUGAACUCAAGGCAGCUUGAUUUUCUUUUUCCCACGCUCCUAGUGUUCAAUGAAUGGACUUCUAGUGUGCUGUAUCUUAUUUCUGAGCUCUGGGGAUCUUUGAUAGUGUCGUUUAUGUUUUUUUCGCGGUUGACGCAUCAAUGCACAGAGGCACAGCUGAAGAGGUUUUUCCCAAUGCUUUCGCUGAUUUCUGGGGCGGUUAUGCUCUCUUCAGGCCUGAUAAUAAGGAAUUUAAACAGCUACAGAGAUACUUUGUGCUUUGAUGGCAAGGAAGCAAUGUUUUCAAAUGUGUUUGUAGUGGCUUCGAUCCUUGGAUUAGUUACAACAGGCGUAAGCUUUUUUACAGACAGAUUCCUGACAAAGCAGCAGAGCAGUAUGAAGGGCGUGAUACAUGGAAAUGAAAAUAUAACGCUCUCGAAGUCAUUGAAACUAAUGCAGAAAUCAAAACUUCUUGCAUCAAUGACAACAAUCGUGAUAAUGUCUUCUGUAUGUUCUAGCGUUGUUGAGGCGACAUAUCGAGGAGGAAUAGCACUAGGUGCUGCACAAGCGUCUGAAACGAUUUCUUCUUAUGUUACCAGCCUGAACUACUCUGCACAGAUAAUAACAUCGAUUCUUCUGCUUGUAAUCUUUUUCAAGCCAGCAGGCCAAUUCAUAGACAGAAAAGGAUGGCUGCCCGUAGCAAUCGUUGCGCCUGCCAUGGUAGUUAUAUCGUUGAUGAUAUUUUUCCCAAUUGUUUUUUUAAACCUGAGGAGGGAGGAAGUGGCAAGGUUUAUCCUUGAAAACCAUAUUGGGAUGGUUGUUGUAUCGCUGAUGAGGAUAUCGAAAUACUGUUUUUUUGACAUAUCGAAGGAAGCAGUGUCUAUCAGAAUAGAUCCCAUGCACAGGCAGAUGUUUAGAGGAAUACAUGACGGGCUGGGAUUAAAUGUUGGAAAGACGAUAGGAUCGUUGUACUGCACGAUUAUGACGAUGAUAUUUGAUGUACGAGACAUAAGAAGCAUGGCACUGAUAUCAUCGGUGCUUAUAGCAGGGCUGUGCAUUGUGUGGAUCAGAUCGAUUCUGUGCAUAAAACGGAAUAGUUUUGCUGAUGUAGGAGCAAUCGAGCACUGA